Messenger RNA from Salvia miltiorrhiza (redroot sage), 2086 nucleotides. RefSeq names its product protein root UVB sensitive 5. The transcript has 16 exons. NCBI's taxonomy places the organism in Eukaryota, Viridiplantae, Streptophyta, Magnoliopsida, Lamiales, Lamiaceae. The record is from RefSeq and is a predicted model, not a curated record. The coding region runs from base 128 to 1627 and encodes 499 amino acids.
AAAAAAAACAAACAAAUUUCGAAUAAAUAUCGACUCUUUCUCUCACCAGUCAUCACCCAUUCAUUCUCAGGAGAAGACCAUCCCGCUAAAUUCAAGCGACAGCGAAAAGAAAAAGUUAUAAUUCAAAAUGGCUUCCGCGCUGCGGUUGAGCUGCCAGAGCUUCAACUUUAGCUCCUGGCAGAGUCCGGCGAGAGUUGAUCGGUUUCAGAUUUUGUGCAGCAAUCUACCCCAUUCAGCCGGAGCAGGAGACUCACAAUGUAUAAAGGAGGAAAAUGAAGCGCGAUUCGUUUUGCUGGAGAAAUACGGUAAUGGCACAUCCAAACGAUUUAUUUUAGAAUCUGAUCUGCAAAUUAGAACCAUUCUCGAGGAUGGUUCGGCCCAAACUAAUGUGAUGCAAAACUCGGAUGCUGUGGGAACUGACAUUUACUUGUCUUGGCUUCCGAAAACAAUCAAAGAUUUUAUCCUUCCAGCAGGUUUCCCAGAUUCAGUGUCAGAUGAUUACUUGGAGUACAUAUUGCUCCAGUUCCCAACUAAUGUUACAGGGUGGAUAUGUCAUACACUGGUCACAUCUACUCUUCUAAAGGCUGUUGGAGUAGGCUCAUUUUCAGGAACUACGGCUGCAGCUUCUGCUGCUGCUAUUAGAUGGGUGUCAAAGGAUGGCAUUGGUGCUCUUGGCCGUUUAUUCAUUGGUGGAAGGUUUGGUAACCUUUUUGAUGAUGAUCCAAAACAAUGGCGCUUAUAUGCAGAUUUCGUUGGUAGUGCUGGGAGCAUCUUUGACCUCAGCACCCAGCUCUAUCCUGCAUACUUUUUACCUUUGGCAUCACUAGGAAAUCUUGCCAAGGCGGUAGGGAGAGGUCUGAGAGAUCCUUCAUUCCGCGUGAUCCAAAAUCAUUUUGCAAUCUCUGGAAAUCUGGGAGAAGUAUCAGCCAAGGAGGAAGUGUGGGAAGUGGCUGCUGAGCUGGUUGGCCUUGCUUUAGGCAUACUUGCUCUGGAUACACCUGGUUUUUCAUCUUCGUAUCCUACAUUGACAUUCACGUGGCUUGGAGUGCGGCUUCUUCACCUCUGGUUCCGCUAUCUGUCACUCUCAGUUCUGCGGUUUAACACGAUAAAUCUCAAGCGUGCACGGAUAUUGGUGAACUCGCAUAUUUCAUGGCAAAAGAUUCCUGGAAUCAGUGACUGUAACAAGAUGGAAAAUAUAUUGUUGUGGGAAAGAUUUCUUAAACCAAAAAUCACUUUUGGUGUGCCCUUGGAAGAGAUGAUUAAUGGCAAGAAACCUGGCUCUCUGGUGAAGACACUUCUCAAACUCUACGCAGAGGAGAAAUAUUUUCUUGUGGUGAACCAACUCGGAACAGAAUUUGAGAUCUUUGUCUCGUACAAGGAGGGAGCUACAAGUCUAUCAGUCCUACGAAGUGUGUGGCAAUCCUAUUGGCUCCAUCAAAAUAGGAGUGAAUCAGAUGAUGUCUUGAGCCAACUCGAGCAAAGCUUGAUUGCAUUAAACGAUAGGUUUGAUGAUUUUGUGCUACAACUGGAAAGGACCGGAUGGGAGACUAAUCAGAUAUAUCUCAAGGUGCCUAAGGAAAUUACAAUCCAAGAACAAUCUCCAGCAGCGUCGUCGUCGUCCUCAUAAGCACUAUGGCGGGAGAGGUCGAGAAUCCAAGGAAUUCCAUUCUACUAUCCCACUCCUCCUCGUCACCAGCGCGGUCGAAGUUGAUCAGAGCCUGUGGAAGACCGGAUUCAUGGCCGAUUGUGGGCGCAAUUGGGAAGUGAGCGUCGAGCGCAUGGUGGUGUAGAAUGCGCUCGACUGUUGAUACGGUGGUGGGAGGUGAGGCAGAAAAGAAGGAAUGAAAGCAAAAACGGGUAGAAGAUAAGGGGUGAGGAGACGAGAAGAAAAGGGAAACAAGUAAAGAGAGAGUGUAAGACCUGAAAUGAGUGAUAUGAUAGGAUUUAGGUUUAAAUAUGUAGUUUGAUUAAGUUUUAGUUAUCAUCCAAAAAGAAACAUGUUAUGUGGUACGGUUCCUAAGGAAAACACAAACCAUGAAUAAUGGAAUGCAAUGAGUAAGAUUUAUUUUAUUUUUUGUAAGAAAAA